Molecule: messenger RNA, 3657 nt
Organism: Dujonia railenensis
Lineage: Eukaryota; Fungi; Ascomycota; Pichiomycetes; Serinales; Debaryomycetaceae
Source: the annotation of a GenBank genome assembly
AUGCUGUCUUUAUACAUAGGUGUUUAUAAGGCAAUCUAUGAUUAUUCCGCCCAGGCAGAGGAAGAAUUAACGGUACAGGCUGAUGAUUUAUUGUACUUGUUGGAAAAGUCGGAUGUUGACGAUUGGUGGAAAGUAAAAAAGAGAGAGGUUGCAACUGGUGAUGAGGAAGUAGAGGAGCCAAGCGGAUUAGUCCCUGCAAACUACAUUGAGCCAGCCCCUGUCGUGAAGACUGCUAGCGCAUUGUACGAUUAUGAUAAACAAACGGAAGAAGAAUUAUCGUUUAAAGAGGGUGAAAAAUUCAAUGUUUACGACUUGAAAGACCCAGAUUGGUUACUCGUGGGUGACUUGUUGACUCAAACUCAAUUUGGGUUUGUUCCAUCUAAUUAUAUUGAGCUUGACUUGAGUUCUUCAGCUCCACCAAUAACUCCUACACCGGUUAGCAAUGGGCUGACAGGGGUGCAACAGCCACUUCCUAUCAGCUCGUUUGCUCCACCUCCACAGCAUAAGCAGAGAGUCGCGUCUUCAUCUCCUGCUUAUAAAAACGACCAAGAAUUACCUCCUUUGCCUCAUCAACAGGAUGAAUAUGAAACUCCAAUUAAACCAGCAAGGCCCGUCCAACAAGAAAGAGAAGAACCCGAAGAUAUGGAUGACGAAGCACCGCCUCCUAUGCCUAGCAGACCGGGUCAAUCUCGAUCUCAGAGCCAGAACCAUAUAUCCAAUUCUAUUUCAAAUGCAACUUCAGUUGGCUCCCCAUCUCAAUACGAGAAUGAAGAGCAAGUUGAACCUGAGCACAAGUUCGAUGGUGAAUACUUUACUUGGUACAUAAAUGAAGUGGAUGGUCGUAGAAAGAGAGCUAUCACUUUAUCCGUUGGACAAGGUCUUGUUAUUUUAAAGCCGACAGUUUCUAGUUCCAAGCUUUCAAUGAAAUCUUCUUCGAACAUUGACCAGCAGUGGAAAGUUAGAGAUUUGAUUAACUUCAGUAACGAAAAGAAGCACUUGUUUUUAGAGUUCAAGAAUCCUCAAAGCUCUAUUGAAUUGCAUACUGGUACCAAAGAUGUUGCCGAAGCGAUCAUGUCGAUUUUAGGUGACAUUAAGGGAGCUGAAUCGGAACGUGGCUUAAAGGAAGUAUUAAGAGCAUCCAAGCCAUCAAACAAUGCUAGUAAUAAGAGAAUUGGAAGGUUACUAUAUGAUUUCGAAGCUCAAAGUGGCGAUGAAUUGCAAUGCAGAGAAGGAGAUGAAGUAUACAUUAUAAAUGAAAGUAAGUCUAAAGAUUGGUGGAUGGUUGAAAACAUUGAUUCUGGGCGUCAAGGUGUUGUCCCUUCAUCAUAUAUUGAAAUCAUUGGCAGCUCCAAUUUGGAUAAACUAACGGACCAGCCACUGCGUAAAAAGUCUGUUAAUAGAAGUUCCUCAACUAAGGGAAGGGUUGUUGACGCUAAGGAAAGCAAACACAAACAUCGUUCUCGAGACGAAAGGGAUAAGAUUAGAGAAAGGGAUCGUCUACAAAGAGAUAAAUCCUCUUCAUCAAAACAUGACUCUAAGGAGCAUGAUAAAUCAAUGCCAAAUAUUCAUAGAGUUCGAACUUGGAUUGAUAGUUCUGGUUCCUUCAAAGUCGAAGCAGAAUUCUUGGGAUGUAUUGAGGGUAAAAUACAUUUACAUAAGACCAAUGGGGUGAAGAUUGCAGUUGGAGCGACAAAAUUAUCUUUGGAAGAUUUAGAAUAUGUUGAAAAGGUUACUGGAACAUCCUUAGAAUCAUAUAAGAAGGAAGUUGAAAGAUUGAACUUGAAGAGAGCCAAGAGCUCUAGAGGACUGAGUGGUGUAGGUGUUAGCAAGUCGGCUACUGCGGCAAUCAAUGAUAUCGCACCAGAAAAGCCAACCAGGCCAUCUUCGAAGAGCAAAGCUACAACUGCAAUUACCGAACCAGACUACGACUGGUUUGAGUUCUUCCUUUCAUGUGGUGUUGAUAUUGGAAAUUGUCAACGUUAUUCUCUUAAUUUCAGUCGUGAACAGAUGGAUGAGAAUGUCCUCCAAGACAUUUCACCAUCUCUUUUACGUACCUUAGGGUUGAGAGAAGGUGAUAUCAUAAGAGUUAUGAAAAUGUUAGACAAUAAAUGCAAUAGAAAGUCUAAUGCUCCAUCUGACGUUGCAACAUCUACCUCAGGAGGUGGAUUAUUUACUGAAGCUGGAGGUGCAUUGAAAAACAAUAACAAUUCAGCACUUGAAGUUAACAGAGUGGAUGCUAAAGCGUUACCAUCUCCUCAAAAGCAAUUACCUGAUCCGCUUGCUAAUCUUGCUGGUACAAGUAAAUUUGAAGACGAUGCUUGGGCAGUUAAACCAGCCGCUAGAUCAAGUGAAGAUUUAUUAAAAUCUCAAAAUACAUCAGAAAAGCCAGCUACACCUCAAUACACUGGAUCUUUACAAGAUUUAGUAAGUAUUAAGCCAAUAGAAGUGGGUAACUCUUCAAAUAGAACAUACCAAACAUCUAAUGCGACCGUGGAGCCAUCAGCACCUGCAUUACAGCCUGUUAAGACUGGAACGUUGAUUCAGCCAGGACAACAGUUUUCUGUACAGAAAACUGGCGGAAAUACGAGUAAUGGUGGCAUUGCUGGUCAGCAAACUGGAGGCCUAAUUCCAGUUCAGCGUACUGGAAAUCUCGUACCUGUGCAACAAACAGGCGGUUUAAUUCCCGUCCAACCUACUGGUUUCAUGCCUAUUCCUGCCCAACCAACCGGCUUCAUGCCAAUUCAAGCAACUGGUGGGUUAGCUCCUCAGUUCACCUACGGAAUUAUUCCAUUACAGACUGGUGUAACUACAUUCCAGCAACAGAAGACUGGCGGCACAAUGCCAUUCACCACUUUUGGUCAACCUACUCUUCAACAAACUGGUACGUUUGUCCCAGUACAAACUGGUAAUUUUUCAGCAAUGCCCACUACUAGUUUUGGCCAACCGCUUUCAUUACAAAAGACUGGACCCUUAGUUCCAGUUCAAAAGACAGGCGGAAAUACAACUGGUGGAUUUAUGCCCACAAAUACUUUUGGUCAAAUUCAGCAACCAGUAGGUGGAUUUGUAGGUAACCAAGCAACUGGUGGAUUUGUAGGUGGUCAACUCACUGGAGGAUUUCAACAACAACAACAGCAACAGCAACCUUUUGGUCAGUUCCAAUCUCAACCUACUACUUCAUUUGGCAGCUUCCCACAAAACACUUUUAACCAAGUCCCACCUCAGAACACUUUCAAUCAAGCUCCACCUCAAAAUUCAUUCAACCAAUUCCAACCACAAGCCACUUUCAAUCAACCUCAAAAUUCAUUUGGUCAGUUCCAGCCACAGCAGUCCUUUGGACAAAUGCCUCAAUCGACCUACCAGACCCCACAAGCAUCAUUUGGGCAACAACAAUUUAAUCUGUUCCAGCCACAGCAGCAGCAACAGCCUAAUAUUGGCCAAAUGACCAAUAUGUUCCAAAAUACGUCAAUUGGCCAACCACAACAAUCCUUCCCAACGACAUCCUUUGGACAACAACAGUUUGACGGAUUUAACCCGCAACCUCUCCAAUCACAACCAACUGGUGCUGGAUUCGGAAAUGCUCCAUUACAAUCACAACCAACAGGGCAGAGAAGGGCGAACUUACAAUCGGCAACUGCUGACAAUCCAUUCGGAUUUUAG